CGGUCCGGCUCCCCUGUCCCACUCCCACCCCGCGGGGGUCACCGGGGCCCCCCUCGGACACUUACACCUCCAUCCCCGCCACCGCCGUCUGCUCGUCCCCAAUGGCCCCUUUCUACCAAAAAAACACCCCGGUUUUGCGGGGACCCUCCUGUUCCUGCUGGUUCCGGAUGCUCCGGGUUCUUCCCCUCCGCUUGCCGCCCUCCCCCUCGCUCUCAGGCUUUGGGGCUCAGCGAUAAAAAUGGGGCUGGGAGCGGGGCUGGCGGGGUUUGGUGACAAGGAGGUUUUCGGGGUGGCGCAGGUGGGUUUUGCAUCGCCCUGGCUGUCACCCUCGCGCCGUGUUUUUGGGGAGGCUGAACGUCUGCGUACCCCGAGCUCCAGCCACGAAGCAAACCACGUUUCUCAGCUUGUUUCCAAGCGCUGCCCCCGGGGAGUGCGACUCGGGGUGCCGGAGCCGUGCCUGGCCUCUGCCAUCAUCCAGGAUUUCCGUUCCUGGCCACUAAUGCCCUUUGAUCCAUUUCUCCUGCUGCAAGGGGCCGUUUUGCUCUGCUUUUCCCCCUGGAAACGUUCAGUUUUGGACAGAAGGGUUGGCUUUCAGCCGGCAGGAUCAGCCUUUGGGAUUUUCCAGCCAGUCCCUUUUCCCAGCAGCUUUGCAAACCCAAAGAGCCUGAGUUUGGGGUGCAGCUCCCUCCUCUCCGACGCUGUUUUUGGGACUCAGCGGUCGGCACUUUAACCAGGGACUUGUUUCUCCGGCUGGCGUCAGGCCGACGUCUCCUGCAAACCGGGCACUUUCUGCCCGCAAACGCCGUCUGCCCGGAGGCUGCCCCAUCCCGCUCCCCUCCUGGCCCGGCUGCCUCCGGCUGCCCACGCAGGCUCCUCUGUUGUGGAAACCUUGUUUUGGCAGGAGCAGGGUGACACACAAAUGCAAAUGUUUGGGAAAGAGCUAAAGGAGGAAAGCUGGAGGUUUCUCAGGAGCGACUCUUCCCGCGGUGUGGCCGGACUGGGCACAGCGCAGUGACUAACGGUGCUUACCCCAGCACUGGUGAUGCCCCGGACCUAAUUGUCGGGUUCUUUUUCCUAUUGUUUUCACCAAACUUCUAAUUAAGCUGCCGAAAGCACAUCUCUGCAGGUUGGCAGCACCUCCGGGCUGGCACAGCCGCCUGCUCCGGCCCCGAUCCGACGUUGAGCAAGCGGGGCUGCUCUUACAACAUUUAACUCCUGUGUAAAAUAAGAGCAGGUAUUAGGAACCGAGUCACGCUAUUAAUAGGAUUAUUGUAUGCCUGACUGGACGGAUUUUGUGCUCAGAAUGGGAUCUGGGCCCUCCACCCACCUCGUUCGGCUCACCUGGAGGGUUGGGCAUCCUGUGCCGGUGGGAUGGAUGUGCUGGUUGGGCUCUCGGCUUUUGGGAAAGAGGGUCGGGAGCAUCUCCGGGCUAAUGAGCGCUCGGUCCUUGCCCUUUCACUUUCCCUUUCUCAGGCUCCCCAUGCGGACACGGCGGUGGUAGGAGAGCUGGCUUCAGUUUUGAGGAGCUGAACUGCUUCGUGCUCCAGCCAGGGCUACGGGCAGGGGGGGUUGGCACCUUGCUGUGUGCUGGCAGCCUCCGCAGGGAAUGUUUGGGGCGUCUCGUUUUCCCCUGCCAGCAUCCAUCUGCUCCCUAAACCUUUACCCAUAAACUCCCACAGCUCCUUCCUGGUGUUUAAUCAACACCCUCUACACCUGCGUGGGUUUGGGGCUGGGAAAGCUUCACCCCAUGUUUUCGUGGAUGUGUGUUACAGCCCGGAGGGUUGUCCUGGCCCCAGGCUGAGCUCUGGGAUGUCCCCACUCCCUGGGGACCACGGCCCGUGCUGCUCUGCGCCACGGGGGCUGCUCCCCAGUGGCUUUGGGGACAGAUGAACUGUCGGGGACCUCGUGUGAGCAAAGCAAAGGGUGCAAGAUGGAGAGAAGCAAGGGUGUGACCCCAGGGUGGCGUGGGGACAGCCUGGGGCUCCCCGUGGCAUCCCCGGCAGUGGCAUGGGUGGCCCUCAGCUCUCCUGCCUGCUGCCGCCUCCACGCUUGCUUGUAGGAAUCUCGUCCGGCUGGUUUUGCUCUGGGCAUGGCCAAAUCCAGCGCAGGGUCAGCAGUUAGCGCUCCAGCACAGCACAGCAAUAGCUCGUCCAGCGACUAGCGCUGGGGGGAGCCGAUCGCCCCGGCUUGGUUCCCACAACCAGCCGGCUGGCGGGGCAUGGUCCAGAAACCAAAUUGUCCCCGGAGCGGGGUAAAGGCUCGGGAUGGCGUGUCCCAGCAUCUCGGAGGAGCCGGGAGAGGAGCUGGGCAAAGCGAGGAGGUGGCCAGGAGCGUGUCCCAGCACCCGCGACUCCCCGCGCAGCCCUGUGGCUUGCUGCGUGCCGGCGGGUGGCCGCCUGCGUCAGCCCCACCAUGGGGGAAGUAAAACCUUCGCCAGAGCGUGACAUUCGGCAGGUUGGUAACUUCCUGCUGAGCUGAAGCGAGUUAAUAACAAAUCCUUUGGGGACCUUCUCCCCGGAGACUUGGUGCUUUUGGCAGGACGGAGGGUUGAUUUUUCUGGGUGGCUGAUGAAAGUGACUUUUCUUGCCCUGCCUGUGCCGGCUUCCUGCUCUCGGGGUUGGCAAUGUCACCGCAGCAAACUGUCCUCUUGCGUCAGCGCUGCUGUGGUCUGGAGGUGGCGGGGAAAUGCCCUCCCACUGUGACACAGCUCCUGUUGCCACUGGCUUCGUGCCGGGCAGGGACGGAGCCGUUCCUGGCACUGCAGCACGUGCGCGGGGUCCUGCGCCGUGUGGCCGCAUCCAGGCCUGGAGAGCUGUUUUCUCCCAGGGGCUUCCCUGCAUGGUCCGAGCCUCUUGUCAUUGCGUCCUGUUGCCGGAGCAUGUCUUUGCCUCUUCCUUCUUGCUCGCCAACCAAGGUUUGUCCAUGCAUUCCCGAUGCAGAUGGUUUUCCCUAGGGAUGCUCAUGUCCCCAUGCUCUCCUGGGUGGCUCCGGGGUCUCGCAGGGGAAGGUCACAGUGGCUGCUGUGGGUCCAGGGGUGUGAGUGUGUGGGCACACGGGGCAGGGAGGACCAUGGGGGUAGGAGGGUCGGGGUGGCACGGGGCAGCCCCACUCCUCUCCCCGGAGCCAUGUGCUGCUGCCAGGCUCAGUCACAACCACAUCAGUCCUCUGCAACCUGCCCAAGCCCCCGGGGCAGGCUGGGGGGCUGCGCACCAAGUGCCCACUGCCCAGACACUGCCCCCACCCCUUCUCCCUGCCGCAGAAGCCGGAGCUGGUGCUCCCUGGCAGAGCUGGCAUUCCCAUUGGCAGAGUCAGGAAAAAUCCCCCCCCACCCCAGCAAGGGAGAUGCCACGCCACCGCAACCCGCAUGGCAUGAGGUUUCCACGGCAAGUUCCUGCCGUGGUCACUUCCACACCCCGAAAGGUCUCUGCGGGUGUACGAGUGACUGUUUCCAACGGGGGUGUGUACGUGUGUGCGUACGCCGGGGCAGAGGUGUGGUUUUGUGUCUUGCUCAUAUUUAGCAGACGUAAGGAACUAGGACUGGGCAGCUCUGGUGCGAACCACGGCUCUGUCUGCCCGGCGUCCUGCCUCUUGCUCAUGGCAGAAGGUAGCAGAGCCCCCGGCUUUGGCUCCAGCCAGCUCCGAGCUGUCCUUCUGCAUGUGGAGGUAGGGUUGGUUUUGUGAUGUACAUCGAUUUGUGUUUAUUGAUACUGAAUUCAUCUGUAGUUUUGCAUGUCUAGAGCGUCUUCCAGAAAGUUAGCUUAGCUCUGAAAAUCUCUCUCUGCCACCUUGCCGUUCUGAUUGCUACAGGUAAUCGUUCUGCCUAUUAGAAAGUGGGAUAUCUGCCUCAUUUGUC
Molecule: messenger RNA, 3853 nt
Organism: Chroicocephalus ridibundus (black-headed gull)
Lineage: Eukaryota; Metazoa; Chordata; Aves; Charadriiformes; Laridae
Exons: 1
Coding region: 2686-3681 (331 amino acids)
Source: RefSeq, a predicted model, not a curated record